AUGGCUAAGGUUGCAGAUACACGACGUAAACUGAAAGACAAGUCAAAAAACAAAAUCAAAAUAGGAGUUGUAGUAUACAAGUUUGAAAGACGUUCCUCUACAGACUCUAAAAUACUCACCCCAUGGGCAGUAAAAAUAUUGCAAAAUAAAUGGAGCGACACAAGUAUAGAAGAACAUCUUUAUUUUGAAGCCGAGGUCCUACGACAAUUGGAUCAUUCCAACGUUGUUGGUUUCAAAGCGUUCGUCAAAGGAGAAGAUGGACAGCCUUGCUUGGCUAUGGAAGCACUGGAUACGUCACUUGGUCACAAAAUUGAGGAGAGACGGAAGAAGUACUUAGGGAAGAAACCAUUCUCAGCUAACGACAUUAUAAUAGUCGGUUUUGAAACUAUAAAAGGUCUGGAGUAUUUACAUCAUAAUGCACACAUAUUACAUGGAGAUAUCAAAAGUUGGAACAUUUUGGUGACCAAUGAUCUCAACACAAUUAAACUGUGCGAUUUUGGAAAUUCUUUACCCCUGACAGAAUCAUUAGAACAGGAUACGUCAACAUGUAAUUAUAUUUAUACUGGGACAUGGCCUUGGAAUCCUCCUGAGGUUAUAUUUGAAAAUAGACCUGCAGUGACAAGUGCUGCUGAUAUUUGGUCAUAUGGCCUUGUCCUUUGGGAAAUGUUAACUUUAUCAACACCUCACCUUGAAAAUAUAAGCGUUGAUUCUAGUAGUAGCGAUGAAUUUGCUAGUAUUAACACAAGAAGGCAAAAGUGGACAAGGAACUGUAAAUUUGGUACACGUCCAGCUAUAUCUAAUGGUUUGGGCGAAGAUUAUCAAAAGGUAUUGGAAAUAUUUUUUGCGUGUACCACAAAUUGUUACCUAUUGAGACCCAGUGCAAAAGCACUAGUGAACUCUUACGAACAUUUUGCAGAUGUGGACAAAAUAGUACGUUAA
This is a messenger RNA of Cyphomyrmex costatus, 939 nucleotides long. Its product is annotated as lymphokine-activated killer T-cell-originated protein kinase homolog. The transcript is spliced from 5 exons. Gene Ontology annotation, molecular function: ATP binding; protein kinase activity. The coding region runs from base 1 to 939 and encodes 312 amino acids. Gene Ontology annotation, biological process: protein phosphorylation. Gene Ontology annotation, cellular component: cytoplasm. The record is from RefSeq and is a predicted model, not a curated record. Lineage: Eukaryota; Metazoa; Arthropoda; Insecta; Hymenoptera; Formicidae.